This is a messenger RNA of Uloborus diversus, 369 nucleotides long. RefSeq names its product dermonecrotic toxin StSicTox-betaIB1i-like. Lineage: Eukaryota; Metazoa; Arthropoda; Arachnida; Araneae; Uloboridae. The transcript has 2 exons. The coding region runs from base 1 to 369 and encodes 122 amino acids. The record is from RefSeq and is a predicted model, not a curated record. Gene Ontology annotation, molecular function: phosphoric diester hydrolase activity. Gene Ontology annotation, biological process: lipid metabolic process.
AUGGUGAACAGCAUCGAGCAGGUGACUCGCUACUUGGAUCUUGGUGCAAAUGCCAUCGAAGCAGACAUCCAGUUCCACCCAAACGGAUCUGUCAAAGAAGUCUACCACGGAUUCCCCUGUGACUGCUUCAGAACUUGCACCAGAAGUGCGAAUCUGGCAGAAUAUUUAAAAUACGUACGUCGUAUCACAGAUCCAUCCGUUACAGGGAGCUAUGCGAACCGGAUGGUCUUGCAGUUCCUGGACCUCAAGAUGAGCAGUUCUGGUAAUCCGCGGAUAUCUGGAAAAGAUAUCGCCAGACAUGUUUUAGACCAUCUUUGGAGCAAAGAUGGAAGUCGUAAACAAGAGAUUGCGUAUAAACCCGGCAAAUGA